Sphenostylis stenocarpa is the source of this 1233-nucleotide messenger RNA. The record is from the annotation of a GenBank genome assembly. NCBI's taxonomy places the organism in Eukaryota, Viridiplantae, Streptophyta, Magnoliopsida, Fabales, Fabaceae.
AUGUCGUGUUGUUUAUCUUGCUGCGCGUCUUUGACCUGUGGUCUCUGCACCUCUACUGCAUCUUGCAUCUCCCAAAAAUCCGCUAGAAUCGGUUACUGUGGUCUCUUCGGUGUAUCUCUCGUCAUUUCGUGGAUUUUCAGAGAAGUUGGAACACCCCUUUUGGAGAAAUUCCCAUGGAUAGGUGCAUCCGAUACCCACACAAAGGAAUGGUAUCAAGUACAAGCCGUUCUUCGAGUGAGCUUGGGAAAUUUCUUGUUCUUUGGUAUCCUAGCCCUUAUUAUGAUUGGUGUGAAAGACCAGAAUGACAGGCGUGAUUCAUGGCACCAUGGUGGUUGGAUUGUAAAAAUAGUGGUCUGGCUUUUGCUUGUGGUCCUUGCAUUCUUCCUUCCCGAUGCCAUAAUAUUGGUAUAUGGAUUCAUAGCAAAAUUUGGGGCUGGCCUGUUUUUAUUGAUUCAAGUGAUAAUUUUACUGGACUUUACUCACUCUUGGAAUGAUGCAUGGGUUGAGAAAGAUGAACAAAAAUGGUAUAUUGCUUUACUUGCUGUAUCAGUCGGAUGCUACAUUGCAGCAUUUACAGUGUCAGGAAUCCUUUUCAUUUGGUUCAACCCUUCUGGAUAUGAUUGUAGCAUCAAUAUCUUUUUCCUUGUUAUGACCAUGAUUCUUGCUUUUGUGUUUGCGAUUAUCGCCUUACAUCCUCAGGUGAAUGGAAGCUUGUUGCCUGCAUCUGUGAUUUCCCUUUACUGUGCGUAUGUGUGCUACACGGGUCUUUCUAGUGAACCUCGUGACUAUGAAUGCAAUGGUCUCAACAAAUCCAGAGCUGUUAGCACAAGUACACUCAUUCUUGGCAUGCUAACAACAGUGCUAUCAGUGCUGUAUUCGGCCCUUCGUGCUGGAUCUUCAAAGACAUUCUUAUCACCACCAUCAUCACCUAAAUUGGGUGGGAACAAACCUCUACUUGAAGAAGAAGUAGAAGAAGGAAAUGCAAAGAAGGAGGAAAAGGAAGCACAACCAGUUAGCUACUCGUACUCAUUCUUCCACCUAAUAUUUGCCCUGGCUAGCAUGUACUCAGCCAUGCUUCUCUCUGGAUGGACCAGCACAUCGGAGACAUCAGAACUCAUAGAUGUUGGUUGGACCUCAGUUUGGGUGCGAAUGGGCACGGAGUGGGUCACUGCUGGAUUGUAUAUCUGGACUCUCACGGCUCCUUUGCUCUUCCCUGAUCGUGAAUUUGCAUAG